GGUGCGCUCCCCCGUCAUUUCGCUUCCCCACCGUUCCGUCCCGUCCUCGACUCAGCGACGCCAUCUUCGCCUCCUGCGCUUUCUCCCCGCCUCGCGCUCGCAGAAGCAGAGACCAGCAGCGAUCCAGCCCUAGCUAGCAUCGCCGCCCGCGUUCCCUGCUCCCAGCCGGCGGGAUGAUCCCCUUCAACCCCGCGGUCGCCGCGGAGGUGCGCGCCCUGAUCCAGGGCGCCGACGAGUCCACCUUCGACCCCAUCUACCGCGAGCUCUGCCAGCUUGCGGAUUGCAGCCCUGAUGGGUGCGUUUUGUUGCUUCAAGUUUGUGUGGACGAAUUACUGCUGAAUGUUGGUGGGGCAAAGAACCCCCAACCUAGACAUGAUCUUGUAGCCACCAUCUUCAGAUAUUGUUUGGAUAAACCCUACUUCCGCACCAGUUUUUGUCAAGCAGUGAGCACAAUACCUGUCAAUGAUGGGUUCCUUGAAACACUGUCCAGUGAACUUGAGCUAUCCGCAGCUGAGAGGGUUGGAGUUGGACUUGUUCUGUCAGAUUCGGAAAAUCCAGACUUAAAUCUGGAAGGGAGAAAGUUUACAAUUGCCCAAAUUGAGGAGUUAUGCUCAAAUCAUGCACACUCUGUAUCAAAUGAACGAAUUCAGGAGAUUGUGGUGUUUCUUCUCCAGACUGAUGGCCUCUCAAAGCAUAUGGACUCUUUUACUAACAUUAUAUCCCUACUAAAUCCGAAAGAGAGGCCAUUCUAUGUUCCUGUCUCACUCCAGGAAGCCAAUAGCAAUCAAGCAAAUUAUUCGAGACAUAUGGAGCUGUGCAUUGGUAGCUUAGAUGAUGAUUUUGAUUCCCUUCUAUCCGAAAUUGGAAAACAGAUAAGCCUCCCCGAUAUUAUCACUGAACUGGGAUAUGGAUGUGCUUCUGAUAUUGCUCAUUGUAAAGAGAUACUAUUGCACUUUGAGCCUCUUGAUAACAUGGCAAUCGCUAAGUUACUUGGUGCGGUUGUUUGCACUCGUAUUGGUGUUGGAGAGACUCAAAACACAUAUUCAAUCUUCCUUUCUGCUUUUGGGAACAGCCAAACAGUUGAUUCAUCUCAGUUGACUGCCUGGAAUAUAGAUGUCCUUGUGGAUUCAAUCAAUGAAAUUGCACCUGGAACUAACUGGGCGCUUGUUAUGGAAAAUCUUGAUCAUGUGGGUUUUAAUAUCCCUGAUGAAGCAGCUUUUUGUUUAUUGAUGUCUAUAUAUUCUCGGGCUUGCAAGGAUCCAUUCCCACUUCAUGCAAUCUGUGGAUCAUUGUGGAAGAAUACAGAAGGACAACUGUCAUUCUUGAAAUAUGCAGUGGCUUCGCCUAAUGAUACAUUUACUUUUGCACAUUGUACCAAGAAGAUGGCUUUUCCAGACUUGGGAACUCUUAACCAAGGCAAUCAGGUUUGGUACUGCCUAGACCUUCUUGAGGUGUUAUGUCAGCUUGCUGAACUUGGCUAUGCAAAACCAGUACGAACAAUGCUUGACUAUCCCCUGAUUCAUUGUCCUGAAGUGUUGCUUCUGGGUGUUAGCCACAUCAAUACUACAUAUAAUCUCAUUCAACAUGAAGUAUUGUCUCAUGUUUUUCCUGCUAUGUUAAAGAACAACACGCACAGCCGUCUUAUGAACUACCUCUGGCAUAUCAACCCUUACCUUACUCUUCGAGGAUUUGUUGAUGCUCAUUCUGAUAUAAAUUGUCUUCUGAGAACCGUUGAGAUAUGUGAAGACCUAAAGAUCCUAGCUACUGUCCUUGAUUCCACCCCAUUUGCUUUUAGCAUUAGACUUGCUACAGCUGCCUUUAGGAAAGAUCAUAGUAAUUUGGAGAAAUGGCUGACUGAAAAGUUGAGUGCACAAAGAGCAACUUUUCUUGAGGAAUGUGUUAAGUUCUUGAAAGAAAUUAUGAUGAGCACAAAUUAUAGUGCUGCGGAAAGUUCCAUUCAACAUCCUCAAGUUACUAUUUCAACUAUCUGCCAGGACUCUUGCCCUGUAUUUAUAAAGGUUCUUCGUUCUCACUCGGGGCAGCUGUUGUCUAACCAACUAGUGGAUGAACUUAGGAGAGUUGAAGCGGUGUACGAAUCAAGGAAUCAUGGUGAUGUAGGAAGGGACAUGCCCUCUCCUGAUGUAGGGGAAGACAUUGAGGCUCAGGCAAAUAUUUAUUUUCAACAGAUGUUUGCUGGACAGAUAAGCGUUGAUGCUACGAUGCAGAUGCUUUUACGCUUCAAAGAAUCUAAAGACAAGAGGGAGCUAUCAAUUUUCAACUGCAUGAUCUCAAAUUUGUUUGAAGAAUACAAGUUCUUCCCAAAGUAUCCAGAUGCACAACUUAAAUUAGCUGCUGUGCUUUUCGGCUCUGUCAUAAAGCAUCAACUUGUGGCCCACCUUGCACUCGGAAUCGCUCUACGCGGUGUUCUGGAUGCCCUGCGUAAAUCUAUUGAUUCGAAGAUGUUUAUGUUUGGUACAAUAGCGUUGGAGCAGUUUAUGGAUCGAGUAAUUGAGUGGCCACAGUAUUGCAACCAUAUACUGCAGAUUUCACAUCUUCGCGGAACACAUGCUGAAUUAGUUUCUGCUAUUGAGCAAGCACUUGCCAAGAUAUCAUUGAGUCAAAAUGAGCCGAAUUUGGGGCCUAUGCUUCCUGCGGAUCAGCGGGGUUCUGGUUCACAGUCUAUCGAAAACAUAGAGUCUUCGGAAGCAUCAUGGCAGUUCAUAAAUUCAACACCAACACAACUAGAUAGGACGAUUUCUUCCUUUGCACUACAACAGAGGAACCAAGGUUUCCUAGGGGAGAGGUCCAAAGGCUCAACUAAUACUAGUCAAGCAAAACCCAUGAUGCCUAUUGGCCAGCCACCUCUCGCUUCAACUUCUAGUGAUCUGGGUGCUAAUCCAAAGGCCACUGUGUCAUUGUCCUCUCAAGCUUCUCCACAUCAUUCUAGCUCUGCGUCAGGUCUUUCACAACCUUCUGGUUUUGCACGAUCUAGAAGUUCAGCUCCAUCAGGCAUCCUUCGACAACCUUCAUACACUACAGGUUUUGGAGCUGCUUUAAAUAUUGAGACUCUUGUUGCUGCAGCUGAACGAAGAGAUACACCAAUCGAGGCUCCACCAUCUGAAGUUCAAGACAAAAUUUUCUUCAUGAUCAAUAAUAUUUCCACUUCCAAUAUGGAGGCUAAAGCAAAAGAGUUUAAUGAGGUUUUACAGGAGCACUAUUAUCCUUGGUUUGCGCAAUACAUGGUUAUGAAAAGGGCUAGCAUCGAACCAAAUUUUCAUGACUUGUAUUUGAAGUUCUUCGAUAAGGUUAACUCAAAAUCCUUGAAUAAGGAAAUAAUGAAAGCUACAUAUGAGAACUGCAAGGUCUUGUUACAAUCAGAUCUUAUCAAAUCUAGUUCUGAAGAGCGUUCUUUGCUAAAAAAUCUUGGUAGCUGGCUUGGAAAAUUCACUAUAGGAAGGAAUCAAACAUUACGAGCAAAGGAAAUUGACCCAAAAAUCUUAAUAGUUGAGGCUUAUGAAAGGGGUUUGAUGAUUGCGGUCAUUCCGUUUACUUCAAAGAUUCUUGAGCCUUGCCAUUCAAGUAUAGCAUAUCGUCCUCCAAAUCCUUGGACAAUGGGUAUUCUUAGUCUCCUUGUUGAAAUAUAUAACCUACCAAAUCUCAAAAUGAACCUGAAGUUUGACAUUGAGGUCUUGUUUAAGAAUCUCAGUGUUGACAUGAAAGAUGUAAAACCAUCUUCUCUUCUUAAAGAUCGGAUUCGUCAAGUUGUGGGAAAUCCAGAUUUUUCAAAUAAAGAUGUUAGUACAUCUCAAACAUCGGCAUCUGCAGAGGUCUCUUCUGGGCUCGUUGCUUCAAUGAGCCAUGUGGAACUACAACCUGAGAUUAGUAGCACCUCACGUGCCACAAGCCUUCCAAAUAUGCUUAACCAGUAUGCAGCGCCUAUUCGCCUACCUUCCAACAGCAUGGUUGAAGAUGAUAAGGUUGCUUUAAUCAUGCCUGAACAGGUUACCUCUCACAGCCUGACCCAGGUUGCACCACCUCAAACGCCAUCACCAUCCCCGUUUUCUCUGAGUCAGCUUAUGGCAGCAAUCCCACGUGCCGAUAUAUAUUUUAGAAUCAACGAAAAGCUUAACUCUCUUGGCCCACAGUUGCAGUAUAGCAAAAUCAUGGAUGUGGCUUUGGAUAAGGCUAUUAAGGAGAUUAUAGGUCCUGUCAUUCAAAGAAGUGUAACGAUAGCUAGCCGAACCACCAAGGAGCUUAUUCUAAAGGAUUAUGCAAUGGAAUCUGAUGAUGGUACCAUAUCUCGCGCUGCACAUUUGAUGGUUGGUACAUUAGCAGGAAGUUUAGCCCAUGUUACUUCCAAGGAGCCCCUUCGCGUUGCUUUGUUAUCUCAUCUUCGAAGUCUUGUUCAGAACCUGAUUAGUAACAGUGAAACCACCGAACAAAUUAGUCAAAUUCUUGUUAAUGAUAAUCUGGAUCUUGGAUGUGCUCUAACAGAGACUGUGGCAACACGCAAGGCCGUUGAUAUGAUUGAUGCAGACAUCAAGCAACCUUUUUCGCAACUCAGGAGACAAAAGGAACUACAGGGCUCCGCGUAUUAUGAUGUUUCCCCUUAUACUCAAGGUCUUGCACGUGUCCCCGAUGUACUUCGUCCAAAGCCUUCUGGUAACUUGUCUGCUGUCCAACGGCGAGUAUAUGAGGUGAAGCAGCAUAUCAUGAAUUUCUUCACAUUCAGCAUUUUUUCUAUUCCAAGCACCUGCAGCUUAUUUCAUUGUCAAUUUCAGGACUUCAUCACUGUUUGGCAUAGCCAGAGCAGUCAAAAUGCUGUGGCAACAACUCCUGCUACAACCGUGCCUGUUGCCCUUCCUGAUUCCAGUAUUGUUUCAGUUCAUGGCCCAAUUUUAGCACCAUCAGCCUCCAGUAGUUUCUCAACUCUCCAAUUUGCCCCAUUCACAUCUUCAAAUCAGUCAACAGAACUAAUACCUGACAAGACGGAUUCUGCUACUACACAGCUUUCUAGUGUUUCUGCUCAAACUAGCACAACCGACAGUUCUGGUCAAGUUUCUGGAAUCACAAAUGUUGCAUUUGUUUUUCCGCCUAUGGCCUCUGGCGACCUUCUAGCGGGAGAAUUAGCAACUACAGCUAAAGAUAUAGGUGCUGCAAUACAGGCUUCGCCCGCAGUUGCUAUUAAUCGUCUAGGAUCUGCUUUUCCGGAACUGCUGAAUAGUGGUGAUGCGCUAGACAGAUAUCGGCUUGUUUGGCAGAAGCUGGAAACCUUGAUCGUGAAUAAUGGGAAAGAUGCAGAAAUUCAGUCUGUUAUUGCGGAAGUUCCUGAUAUCUUGCUCAGAUGUGUCAGUCGGGAUGAAGCUGCAUUAGCAAUUGCACAGAAGGUUUUCAGAAGUUUAUAUGAAAAUGCGUCAAAGAGCACUUUUGUCACAUGGCUUCUAGCAACCCUUGUUGCAGUGCGUGAUGUUUGCAAACUUGUUGUGAAAGAGUUAACAAGCUGGGUAAUAUAUUCAGAUGAAGAGAAGAAGUUUAACUUGGACAUAAUUAUUGGACUUAUUCGUUCUGAUCUGCUUAAUCUUGGGGAGUACAAUGUUCAUUUGGCAAAGCUUCUAGAUGGUGGAAGAAAUAAGACUGCAACGGAAUUUGCAAUAUCACUCAUCCAGACAUUGGUUACCCAAGAUUUCAGUAGCAUCUCCGAGCUUUUUAAUGUUGUUGAUGCCUUAUCGAAGCUUGCAACGAGGCCUGGGUCACCUGAUUCCUUGCAGCACUUGAUUGAAAUUGCAAGGAGUUCCUUCAACAACAAUGCUAAUUAUGCUGCUUCGAAGGAUGAAAAGGUUAUUCAGGCAAGAGAUAAAAAGGUUCUAUCUGGUCGUCCUUUAAUGAAUAACGAAGAAGAUAAUGCUGAUGGCAUUGCUUUUGCUAGUGCUGCUGAUUUUCAGGACAAGGUUGCAGUCUUGUUUUCUGAGUGGUGUCAAAUAUGUGAUCAUCCUGCUAUGGGUGAUUCAGUGUAUAGUCAUUACAUUGUGCAGUUACAACAGAACGGCUUGCUGAAGGGAGAUGAUGUGACUGACCGUUUCUUCUUUAGUCUGACGGAACUUGCUAUCGCCCACUCUAUAGUGCCUGAGCAAACCAUUGCUCCUACUGGACUAUCUCAGCAAUCGUCCCCGCAACAGCAGAUUUCAUAUUUUUCAAUUGAUUCAUAUUCAAAACUUGUGGCUUCAGUUGUCAAAUCUGUGGAUUUAGGGCCAAAUAAAGGCAGUCUUCUCCAUAAGAUUCUCGCUGUGACAGCUAGAAUCAUUCAGAAAGAUGCCGAAGAAAAGAAAGUCUCUUUCAAUCCUCGGCCAUAUUUUCGUUUGUUUAUAAAUUGGCUAAAUGAGCUUACUACUUCUGACCUUCACCAUGACGGCGCUAAUUUUCAGGUUUUGACUGCAUUUGCAAAUACGUUCCAUAUUCUGCAACCCUUGAGAGUUCCAGCUUGGAGUUUUGCUUGGCUUGAGUUGGUGAGCCACCGAUGCUUCAUGCCAAAGUUAUUGAUGUGCAAUUUGCAAAAAGGCUGGCCAUUUUUUCAGAGGUUGCUUGUUGAUUUGUUCAAAUUCAUGGAGCCAUACUUAAGAAAUGCUGAAUUGGGACAGCCUAUUCUUCUUUUGUACAAAGGAACAUUAAGAGUGCUGCUUGUGCUACUACAUGAUUUCCCUGAAUUUCUCUGUGACUAUCACUUCAGUUUCUGUGAUGUGAUUCCCCCAAGCUGUAUUCAAAUGCGUAAUGUUAUUCUUAGUGCCUUUCCACGCAAUAUGAGACUUCCAGAUCCCUCCACUCCUAACUUAAAGAUUGAUCUGCUAGCGGAGAUUUCAAUAGCUCCUCGAAUCAUGACUGAUGUGGAUGGUGCUUUGAAGGCAAAGCAAAUGAAGGCUCAGGUUGAUGAAUACCUAAAGAGACCAGAAGGAUCCCUCUUUUUAACUGAUCUAAAGCAGAAGUUGUUGCUACCACAAAAUGAGGCAAAUGUCGCAGGGACUCGUUACAAUGUUCCUCUAGUUAAUUCACUUGUCCUUUACGUUGGUAUGCAGGCUGUGCAACAGUUGCAGCAAAACAAGGCGAAUGCAUCGGCAUCAGCCCAAAUUAACCAAAGUCCUCAAAUGGAUAUAUUCCAGAUUGAAACAGCUACUGAGCUGUUCAGAAACCUUGUAAUGACUAUGGACACAGAAGGUCGCUACCUUAUUCUCAAUGCGAUUUCUAACCAGCUUCGCUAUCCAAAUAGCCAUACCCACUACUUUUCCUUCAUCAUUCUGUACUUGUUUGCUGAAGCAACCCAGGAAAUUGUCCAGGAGCAAAUAACUAGAGUUCUUUUGGAAAGGUUAAUUGUCAACCGUCCUCAUCCUUGGGGAUUACUUAUUACUUUCAUUGAGCUGAUAAAGAACCCACGCUACAGCUUUUGGACUAGAUCCUUUACACACUGUGCGCCCGAGAUAGAGAAGCUAUUCGAGUCAGUUGCAAGGUCCUGUGGAGGGAAAGGCGCGGAUGAUGGAAUUGGUCUCGCAGAUGGUGGCCACUAGGAAAAUGUGUACUGUUUGUACAUUUGUUUAUACCAUCGAUUAGAAUUCUGAAGACAUUGGCUUCAAUUUUACUGUUGGAGUUUUAGGAUUUUGUAUAGAGCUAGAGCACCUUGCACUGAGGGCCAACUUUGAUAGUUAUAUGAAUGUCCCCUCCAUGCAAGUAGUAGGUGGUUUGUUCUUGAAUGCAAAUUAUGUUACUUGAGCUGGGAGUUGAGACUUGCUCUGUGAUCCGUCCCAUUCCUACAGCAUAUAUUAAAGUAAAAAAGAGUGACUAUUCAAGUAGAUUCAAAACCUUA
Molecule: messenger RNA, 7849 nt
Organism: Panicum virgatum (switchgrass)
Lineage: Eukaryota; Viridiplantae; Streptophyta; Magnoliopsida; Poales; Poaceae
Product: CCR4-NOT transcription complex subunit 1-like
Exons: 50
Coding region: 174-7553 (2459 amino acids)
Biological process (GO): nuclear-transcribed mRNA catabolic process, deadenylation-dependent decay
Cellular component (GO): CCR4-NOT core complex; P-body
Molecular function (GO): molecular adaptor activity
Source: RefSeq, a predicted model, not a curated record